Pyricularia oryzae 70-15 is the source of this 2857-nucleotide messenger RNA. RefSeq lists its product as uncharacterized. The transcript is spliced from 2 exons. Bases 492 to 2681 code for a protein of 729 amino acids. Gene Ontology annotation, molecular function: protein binding. The record is from RefSeq and is a predicted model, not a curated record. Lineage: Eukaryota; Fungi; Ascomycota; Sordariomycetes; Magnaporthales; Pyriculariaceae.
CGUCGCUUUGUGCAACAAAUGUUGAGUAAUAUAUAUAUAGACAAUUGUGCGGGUUAUUACCCGCUUCAAACCUAUCGCGAACUCAAGCUUUAGUCUUCUUCAGAUUGACAGUAAUAUUUCUCGAAAUAUCCUACUUUUUAGCAGUUCUGCUGUGUCCAUAGACUGACUGACUGUUCGACGACUUGAUUGAGUCAUCUUAAACUGACUAUCUAGAACUGAUCGGUGUAUAGCAUUUAUCCACAACCUCCUGUCGCACCAAGCAAUCACAAAUGUCGAGCCUUUACGAGUAGGAUCCUCUCGACCUAGGCAGAGAUGCCAUCAGACUUUGCCGCCUCUUCCGCAGGUCUCAGGACCCGCAGUGGCCACCCAUUAUACGAUGCGAGCUCUUCCAAUCGUACCUGCACGAGGCUGAAGGGGUGCCGUACGAGGCGCUGUCAUAUACAUGGGCCUGCGAAGAUGGAACCUCCGAGACCAUAAAGCACACCAUCAUCAUGAACGGCAAAGUUCACCACGUCACGACAAAUCUCUUCCACGCUUUGUCUAGCAUUCGCCUGGACCACGAGGACAGAAUAGUCUGGAUCGAUGCGCUUUGUAUCAACCAGGCCGACCACCGAGAGCGCGGUCACCAGGUCGGACAAAUGGCGCAGACGUACAGUUGCGCCCAGAGAGUUCUGGUCUGGCUCGGGAUGGGGAAUGCCCUGAAACACUCCAUUAUAAGGUGGAUGGAUGCGCUAGACAGGAGAGUCAACGCCAGGCCGAACUUCUCUAGACAAUCUUCCCCCGUCGGCCUGUGGGUGAACGAGGUGCGCAAUCAGGGUUACUCGGCCGUCACGUACGGCAAGGACCCGAAUGAUCAUAGUCAGGCCCGCUGGCCGCUGACCAUGAAGAGAGAGAAACUGCCACAGCUGGACGUCGGAGUAGAGUACCGAUACCCUCUCCCGUCCUUGACGGAAAUAGAGCAGCAGGAGGUCCCAAGCCUGUACCGCGCAGCGUGGUUCACUAGGAUCUGGGUUAUACAGGAAGCGGCGAAGGCGCGAUCGGCUUUGGUCAUGUACGAUCGCUACUCGGUGCAAUCGUCGACGUUUGUGCUCGUCCCGCAGCUGUUCGACUUUGAAGUUCCUGAGGGGACGCAGGCUGUACUGGAUCUUUUGCCUGGCCCACUGCGGAUGACAUCGUGGUGGAAUAAUGCGCGGGACUUGCGCACCCUGAUGGACAAGUUUGGCUCGAGUUGCAAGGCGUCCGACGAAAGGGAUAAGGUUUACGCGCUUUUGGGUUUAGCAUCUGACGCGCCAUCUCUGCAGCCGGACUACGAUGUUGACACACGCGUAGUGAUUGAGAGGACAAUCGCAUAUCUCAUGGCGAACAGAGGGGUGACGGGCAGGGCUGGCCUGUGGACGCGUCACCUGCCCCAGUGGACGAUGGAUCAGUUUUUAGAAGAGUUGCCAGAGGCAGAUGAUUCGUUUCUUAGUUGGACCUUGCGCUACAGCAGCCUAGAGGCGGUCGCCGUCGAGGUGGUAGUGUUGGGUUUGAGCUUGGAUAGCAUGAACGAUCCGAAGUGGCCGUCGGAUUCCUUGGAUGAGAGUAAACCACAACUUCCACGUCUCCUCCGGGCCAUCCUGGGCAGACCAGACAUCAACCCACAGGUUGAACACAAUGGGAAGACACCGCUAGCCAAAGCCGCCCAAUCAAGGCCCUGGGCCGUUGUACACCGCCUCCUUGGGGACCCUCGAGUCGACCGAUGGGCCAUGCGAGGCUACAGAAACUUCCUCUGGGAAACCCCCAACCCAAUAACGCAGCUAGCCCCGGCGGCCAUUGCUCCACUAUUUGAUACUAUUCAGCUAUUUCUCUCCAACUUACCUCAUCUCGCGCGAGAGGGCCUGCUGGGCGAAACCAGCAAUAUUUCCGAUCACCCGCUAUCCUACGCCCAUGGGAAGCUGCUGAGCCUCAAAGGCGACAUAAAGAGACUUGUUGAGGACCUGAUGAAAGAAGACCUCCAAGAAAUCAUGUAUGUCCUCAAGUAUCUGGAUCGCCCCUCUGGCCUGGAUGGCCCCGAUGACCUGGCUCGCCGGUGGGGGUGGCUGGCCCAGCUAAAGAGCUGCGUAAUCAGCGACUACAUCGCAGCGCACCUGGAACUGGGGCUUGAGCUCAAGAACAUGUGGGUAUAUGCCCGCCCAGACUGCCUCUUGUGGUUGGCAGUCGGGCUUGGUGAUAUACCGGCUGUGUCGAGGCUGUUGGUCCCCGAGCUCAAGGUGGGAUCCUUUAACCCCAUUACCUCACUUCUCUUAGUGGCUGUGAUAGCCAGAGACGUGGCCAUGGCCGAGACGUUGCUCGAAAAGGGCUGGGAUUCAUAUGAAGCAAGGGAAGAAGUCAAAAUUUCGCAAGCUCUGCAAAUCGCAGUCAUGAAUAAACAAAAGGACAUGGUCGAGCUUUUGCUUCACAACGGGGCUGACCCCAAAAACAAACGAUAUGGGUCAACGCCGUUUUAUACCGCCAUCGAAUUGGGAAACACUGCUAUGGUCGAAAUGCUUCGGUGCGCGGGGUUUGUCGUUAGAACAGAUUUGGGGAAGCAUGGGGAACAGCAAACUGCAUCGGCGAGAUUGCCCGGUAGUCCACGUCUGUCUGAUGCCAAAGAAACCUCCAUCUCACCGGAUCUGACAACUACUGGGGUUGUAGAAGGGUAACGGGCUAUCCCUCAAGAACAUGGACAAGGACAUCGCGUGCUCAGAGUGUUAUUCAGUCUUUCGCAGUGGAAAUUCCUGUAAAGGAAACAAUAUUAUAUAAAACCUAUUCACCGUGCAAUCGCACCGCUCUUCUCAUCCGGCUGCACCAGCUCUCUCGUCUUGAACUUGGCCCAAAA